UUCUUGUCAGUAUUCUUGUUAGCUCACCGAGCCAUCUGCACUGGCUCGCCACUGUACCAGUAUGAUCCCGACACAGUGAAGGAUUGCAUCGAGUGGUACAACAACGACGAAAGUGAUACCUGCGACUAUGUGCGCAAGUACUUUGGCAUAACCCCAGCAGAGUUUACGGCUUGGAACCCUUCCCUCAGCACCAACUGCGAGCCAUGGUACGAGUGGACGUCGUACUGCAUCGUCACCGAAACAAAGCUAAACGCCACGAGACCAACGACAACCUCAUCCUCCAAGGUCUCUUCCAGUACGACCGGCGUCGCCACGCUUGCUCCGUCUCCAACUGCCUGGACGGCACUUGGCUGCUACGUGGAAGACUCGACCAUGCCAAUCCUGGAGCAAAACAUGAACCCGAACGGCGACUCGUCUCUCACUAUUCCCAAGUGCAAGAACAGUUGCUCCCGCCGUGCAUUUGGAUUCGCAGGUGUCCAGAAGGGCAACCAAUGUUGGUGCGGUAGCUACGUUGGCGGAAGCUGGGCCAGCAACCAAACCUACUGCAACUCGACAUGCACUGGCGACAAGAACUCAUUUUGUGGCGGAAAUGGAUAUCUCAAUGUCUUCAAGGCUUUGCAAAAUCUAGCAACUACUUCUGCUUCUGCCACUUCUGCUUUUACUACUACCUCUUCUGCUUCUACUGCAUCUACCGCUGGUGCGAACAAGCUCGGUGCGGCGAUUAGGAACGUAGGUUGGGAGGGACCGUGGGCUAUGUAA
This is a messenger RNA of Exserohilum turcica Et28A, 759 nucleotides long. RefSeq lists its product as uncharacterized. The annotation marks the transcript as partial. NCBI's taxonomy places the organism in Eukaryota, Fungi, Ascomycota, Dothideomycetes, Pleosporales, Pleosporaceae. The record is from RefSeq and is a predicted model, not a curated record. The transcript has a single exon.